Messenger RNA from Musa acuminata AAA Group (dessert banana), 1358 nucleotides. RefSeq lists its product as uncharacterized. Gene Ontology annotation, cellular component: ribosome. Gene Ontology annotation, molecular function: structural constituent of ribosome. The coding region runs from base 756 to 1196 and encodes 146 amino acids. Gene Ontology annotation, biological process: translation. The record is from RefSeq and is a predicted model, not a curated record. NCBI's taxonomy places the organism in Eukaryota, Viridiplantae, Streptophyta, Magnoliopsida, Zingiberales, Musaceae. The transcript is spliced from 5 exons.
UCUAAGCUUUGGUCGCCGUGUGGUCUAUGAGCUUCUUCGACGAUGGGUAUGAGAUUUCGUUUGCGGAUAGCGAUUUACUUUUAAGUAAUCAGUCUUGGCUUUUUUGUCGAGCGAGAAGCGAGAAGAAGAAGAAGAAGAAGAAGAAAGAUCGUCCAUGUCGGUCUGCGACGGCGAAGCAUCGAAGCAUGUCGGUCUGCGACGGCGGAGCAUCGAAGCAGGCGAAAAAGAGGCCGUCCUCAGAAAGUGGUUGCGGAGGAAGGCAGAGGAGGAUCAAAAGGAAGUAGACAAGUCUUCUUCGUCAGCAGCCACCGUCGCCGCCGCCGCCGCCGCCGCCGCUGGUGUAAGGAAGGAACAGAUGGGCCGAAACGGGACCUAGCUGUAUCCUCCACGUGGCCCGCUAAGUGAAGGCCCAAUAGGUUUAAGGGGCCACUUCUUCCGGCCCUCGGGCUGGCUCUUUUUCUAGGGUUCGCCACAACGGGCGCGGACGGCAUCGGCGAUCGGCGGAGACGCAGGUGCGAUCAUUCUAGCCUGCUCCUUGUUCUGGUUCGCUUUCUUCCGCCCUCGCUUCGCCUUCUCUUCCUCCGCAGUAUCAACUAUCAAAGGUUGCAGUGACUUCUUCCCCUCCUGUUGUCCUCAAUCACUCCAUCGUCAAAGGCUGAUACUCCUCGAUCAAAGGGCGCAUUUUUGGGAAGAUUACCUGCCUACAAUUGGUAGCCGAGCCCUUCUCUUCCGCUGCUGCAAUCGGGGCACAUACAAUGUCUCUAUCAACCUUAUGCAGAAGAGUGGGUCUCAAAGAUCUUGUUUCAAAUGUUACCGUCUAUAGCGGUGCUAAUGAGGCAUCUGGAGGGCUGAGUUUGAUCUUUCGACGUUGGGCCACAAAAAAGACUGCAGGGUCCACAAAGAAUGGACGUGACUCACGGCCCAAAAACCUGGGUGUUAAGAAAUUUGGCGGAGAGAAGGUGAUUCCUGGCAACAUCAUAGUUCGUCAACGAGGCACGAGGUUCCAUCCUGGUGACUACGUUGGAAUGGGGAAGGAUCACACAUUAUUUGCGCUAAAAGAAGGUCAUGUUCGCUUCGAGCGCCAUAAGCUUAGCGGUCGGAAAUGGGUGCAUGUUGAUCCAAGCGAAGGUCAUGUUCUUCACCCCAUCUAUACAAAUGCUGGCCUUGAAGCUGAUGCAGAAAGUCGGUUGUGCUAGUGAAGCAUUUAAUCCGAGAGUAGUUUGUUCACUCGUCUUUGGAGAAGAGAUUGCUGAAAGAGCAGAAGUUAGAAAACUUUCUUUUAUCUGCCUGUAAUAACAUUGCUUUGCUUUCAGUGUGUUGACAAUAAGCUAUCCUAUCCUAUCGGACAGAUUAAUCAA